This is a messenger RNA of Oncorhynchus kisutch (coho salmon), 3525 nucleotides long. RefSeq lists its product as uncharacterized. Gene Ontology annotation, biological process: protein linear polyubiquitination; protein transport. The transcript has 21 exons. Gene Ontology annotation, molecular function: K48-linked polyubiquitin modification-dependent protein binding; ubiquitin protein ligase activity; K63-linked polyubiquitin modification-dependent protein binding. The record is from RefSeq and is a predicted model, not a curated record. The coding region runs from base 245 to 2884 and encodes 879 amino acids. NCBI's taxonomy places the organism in Eukaryota, Metazoa, Chordata, Actinopteri, Salmoniformes, Salmonidae. Gene Ontology annotation, cellular component: LUBAC complex.
GAUGAGCCCCGAGUAGGAAUUCCGCGUUUGAUGACCGUUCAAAUCGAUUUUUCCAUGUCAGACACUCGAUUUUUUUUCUCAGUUCCCAGUUGUUUGAACGGACUGAUGUCGAGAUCUCCAAAUUCCCCGUUUCGAGUUCCUAGCGUAUUUCAUCGCAGCUGUCGGGAAUGUCAGAUGUUGUCAUAGCUAGUUUUGAAUGUUGAUUCAUAAUUCCACAUAAGAUUGAAAGGUAAAAUUAUAAAAGAUGCCGAGGGUCCCAGCAGUCCUUGAAUAUGAAACACUGACCGAGUGUAAAUACAGCUUCCCUGUUGAAGUUGUCAGUGAUAUCAAGAAUGUUACAGCGACUUAUGGAGACCUGCGUAUGUAUGUGGACUUCUACUGUUUCCCCAAUAAGGAAAAGAAGAAGUUAGUUUAUUUGGCUGGUACUAUUCCAGUUCCACAUGACGCAGGUAACACAUAUAAUAUCCCAGUGUGCAUCUGGCUCCACGAGACUCACCCCCAGAGCCGGCCGCGGUGCUACGUGUGUCCCUCCAUCUCCAUGUUGAUCAACCCCAGGUGCCCAUAUGUUGAGGCCAGUGGGCAGGUGCUCCUCGACUGCCUCAACAACUGGAAGAGCGGGCUGGCCAACCUGUCAUUGCUCAUCUCAGAAAUGAGGUCUGCAUUUCAAAAGGAAACGCCCCUCUUUGCCAUGCACCCAAUCAGAGUUCAGAUGCUACCUACUGCAGCACACUCCAGUGCAUAUGCAGAGUCUUCAGACCCUGGCAGCUGGCCUCAACCAAGCAGCUCUACCCCGAGAGCCAGGCGCUCCUCAAUGUCCCCCACGCCACUACCUAGAGCAAUAGUUCCGCCCAAGAGUUUAAAGUCCAGCCAAUCGGGGCCUCUCAGAGAGUCUGCGACUGGUGUGAGGCGGUCCUACACAGAGGAGCUACUGGAUAUGGGGAUAAACUUUGGAGUGCCAGGUGGAGUCCAGUUUCCAUUCUCCUCCACCAACCCCUUCAUCACUACUGCCUCUGCGCCAAAUAACACUCCUGUUAGUUCUGAGGACAUGAACAACCUAUUCAAGAGCCUACAGCUGGAAAAUGUUGUCAAUGUGUACCAGCUUGGUACUAAAGAAAGAGGACAGAUGCAAGGCGAUGGAGGGGAUCGAGGUGGUGGUGACUACCCCCCAAUCCCCACUGCAGUCACGCCCCUAGUGGACAACCAGCAUCGUAUCCUGGUGAGCCAGCUGCCACCGGACCAGUCCCCCAGCCGUGUGAAGAACAAGCUCACCCUCUACUUCCAGCGCAGGAGCAACGGUGGGGGAGAGGUGCUGGAUGUGACCUACCCUUACCCCCCGACCCAGCACGACCAGGCCCUGGUCAGCUUCCGCAGUCCCAGAGAUGCAGAGCAGGUGCUCUUACAGGCAGACCGAAUCUUUACUGUGAAUGAGCGGCCUUUCCGUAUACAGCUCAAGAGGGUCAACAGUGCUCAGAUUACGGUGCCGCCCGGCGUCUCCGGCGACAAGGCGGCCAUCUUCCAUAGCCUGCUGUCACUUGAGGGGCGGAGCUUCAGCCAGGCCGACGUGGAGGAGGCGGUACAGUCGUGCCGGGACCUUCCCUCGGCCCUCAAGUACCUGUCCCAUGAAUGCCCCAUCUGCCGCGAGCAGGUGUCCUUCAGCAAGAUCAUCACUAUGACCCAUUGCCUGUGUGCCUUCUGCGAGAGCUGCUUCAAGGCCUACUUCUCCCAGGCCAUCAAGGAGAAGAGCAUUGUCCAUGUGGUGUGUCCCAUGUGUGGCCAGCCCGAUGUGCGUCAGAGCCAGGGAGGCGUGGAGGAGGCCUUGGACUACUUCAGCCUUCUGGACACACAGAUCAGGCACUACCUAGAUCCUCAGAUCCACGAGUUGUUCCAGAGGAAGCUGAGAGACCGAGCCUUGCAGGAGAUGCCUAACUUCCGCUGGUGUGCCCACUGCUCCUUUGGCCUUCUACACGAGGCUGACCAGCUGAGAAUGGACUGUCCUAGUUGUAGGAAGAGCACCUGCUCCCAAUGCAAGACUGCAUGGGCUCCACAACACCAGGGUCUUUCCUGUGAGAAGUUCAGAGAGUGGCAACUCCACAAUAACCCAGAGUACCAGACCGCAAAACUGGAGAAUCUCCUCAGCAGGAAUAAAAUAGAAUGUCCAAAAUGCAAGUUUGUGUUCUACCUUUCCAAGGGAGGCUGUCUCCAUUUCAAAUGCACCCAAUGCCAGCACGAGUUCUGUGGCGGCUGUAAUAGGCCCUUCAAAUUAGGCGUGGGGUGUGACUUCUCAGCUGAGUGUGGGUCCAAGGGGUUACACGCCCACCACCCCAGGGACUGCCUGUACCACCUAAGGGACUGGAACGUGCCCAGACUACACAGGCUGCUUCAGCUUUACGGAGUGUCCCUCGCUGGCAUGGUCAAAUCCAAAGUGGGCUCUACAGGAACAAACUCACAAGGUGUGUGUGCAGUACUGGAGCACAGAGAGAUGGGUGGAGACGGGCCUUGUGGUCUACCAACUCUCCCAGAGUACAGUGGCUACUGCAUCUUACACUAUAAAGAGUGUCUAGUGGAGCUGAUUAACCGGAGUCAUGCGGAUCCAGCCGUUCUGUUCGAUGUGGCCGAGAUGUUGGCCGAGUUACAGCGGUGGCACAUUCCUGUUCCACAGAAGAACCUUCAGGAUCCUGAGGCACUCUAUGUACAGCACCUUAGACAGACCCUGACUAGGAAGGUUAGCCUGAGGGACAACAAGCUACCCCCUGUGAAGGUGAAAGAUGACCUUUGCCCCCUACCCUCAUCGAGCGCUGCGGGACCACGCUGGUCUUCUGCUCAGAGAAACACACCAACCCGCUUCCAUGACGACUCCCAAUUGCUGCUCUUGCUCAACGACUAAGGCCAUGUAAAAUACUUGGCCUCACCUGGGCUGGGUUCCUUAGGGCACAUGAUGGCAAAUGCUUUUACAUGUUUUGCAACAGAGAAAAAAAAAUGUUUCUUAAUGGAUAAGGCCAGGUUCCUUGCGUCAGUCCGUUUUCUUCCGUUUGGUGCCUAGUGAAUACUACCCAGGCUUGUGUUAAGUAGGGAGAAAAUAUUUUUAAAUUAAGUGAAACUGGGGAAGGGACUACCCGGUCUUGUCCAAUGAGAGAAACACUUUUGUUUUCCGUUGCAAUUUUUGAUCCAGGGGUAAUAUUUAACUUCAACCCUCUGUCAUAAUGGCUAUGUAACACUGGCCUAAUAAUGACAUAGAAAUAGCACCAUAAACCGUCCAUAGAAGGCAAGGUAAAUUGGUCCUUUGAGGAGCUGUGUUGCACACUGCUGCUCUAGAUCUAGCUAUGCUGUGGCCAGGAUUCAAUCAAAAGUGCAUUGAGAUCACGGUAAACGCAGUGGAUGUCAACUCGAGCGUAAAGUGCAGUGCACUUUUGAUUUGAAAUAACUACCGGAUCUGGUACAUUAAGAUUUUGUUUGUUUUCAUGUUAUUUUAAUUUGUUUGACGUUUAUUCUUAAUAAACAUGUAGAUAUAAAAAUAUAUAAACGCAA